AUGAAACCUUCUGUUCGUUUUACUACUCCCUAUGAUGACGAAGACGAAGAAGAAACUCUGCCAGAAAGGGGUGACAAUUCUCACAUGAAUUUCGGAUCAACUUCAAGUUUUCGAAAUGGUCGUAAUAAUGGUAAAACUAGUCAUAACCCACAAAAACCAUUUCAAGGUCAGAUCUUUGUAUUGUAUGGCUACGAUGAAUCUGAAAAACAAAAUCUAGAAAAUAUGAUAAAAAGUCAGGGUGGUUCUGUGUCUCAAACGGUUAGCAAUCGGACAACAUAUUUUGUUAUGAGAAGGUCAAAAUACAAUACUGAAGAUAUUGACGAAAUGGUGCGUUUUAAUAAAAGUAUUCACACAGUUUCCGAAGAUUUUAUUUACGAUUCGGCGAAUAACGUACAUCAUUUACGUGAUGCAGAAGAAUUUGAAAAUAUUGGUCCCUUUCGUUCAUUUUUUCUAAUUAAAAUUUUUUUUUUACAUUUUAAUGCUUCAUUUACAGGAAUUCAAGACGAAGACGACGACGAGGUCAAAUGGAAAUCAAAUUCUUAUAGUGGACCUGUAAAUGAAAAAUAUUCUAGACGUCUUAGUUUCCAUCAAAGUAAUAGCUGGGGUCCGGAUUCUACGAAUGGUGACCAUAGUCCUUAUUUGUCAGAUGAACGACCUAAUGAAUUAAAUAACGAAUUGGAAGAAAUGUCAUCCGAUGAUUCUGAUUCAUCAGAAUACGGUGAUAAUGCAUUCCUGGCGAACGUUGCUGUUGAAACUGAAACUCAAGAUCAUAUGGAUAAUCCUAUGUUAAGUCCGAAUGCUUCACAAUUAUCUCAUGAUAUGCAAAAGGAGAGAAUGGAAUGGCAAAGUUUUUUGGCUUCCGUGCUUACCGGUGAGGUCAUUAAAUCGGAGAAACGUCGUCUGUCUGGCUCUUCACGGCAGGCGUCUAACAUUGCUUAUCAUCUAUGGUUCCAAAUAAACACGACAUUACGUCGCUUGCCUAGUGAUUUAAACGAAAGUCGUCGACAGAUUGAUAACAUUCUUAAAGAAGUUAUAGAUUUUGAGGUUAAACCUGGUGAUUUACCAGCUUUUGAUCAAGUUGUUGAAAUUCUACAAAAAGUUGAUGUAUGUGAAAGUCUUUAUCCUUCGCGUAAAGCAAUGAUGGCAGAUAAACCUUUAUAUGAAUCACUAGAAUUUCAAAAUAAUUUGGAUGCUUUAAAUUCUUGGCUUACUGUGACUAGAAGUUUUCAAACUCAAUUAAAAAUUUUGCAAAAUUGGACCGGAAGUGACGAUUUAGAAAUUACCAGACCUAAGGAUGCUCCAGCUGAUGCUGAGAAUCCAUCUUUUCUUGAACGUAUAUUAAAAGAAAAUAGUUUAAAACAGACAUUUGAAAAACGAACACUCGCCACGUUAACUUCUCUUUUAUUAAAAGCUAAACGUGUUAUGAUUGAAAAUGCUGUAAUAUUUGAAAAAAUGAAAUUACCUCCUUAUAUUGAUGAAUUACCACAACUUUUAAAUUUCCCUACAAAACUUAUGAAAGAAUGUAUGAAACUUUUACUUGAAUACGCUAAUAUUCUUAAUGAUCCUACAGCGAUGAUGGUACAACAGAUGAUGGAUGAUUUUCAAAUUUCCCUUUCUUUGGCUUGUAAGAUAAAACGUCAAUAUUUUGAGCUUGUUAAGCCUACAAAUGGAUGGAUAAUACCAUCUUCUAUUGACGAAAAUUAUGAUACUGUGUUAUUGGAAUCAUUAAAAUUUUAUUUCACGUUAUUACAAUUAAAAGUUAAACCUGGCUUUAAAACAGUUUUCUUUAAAGAAGCGGAAAUUUUAGAUUCUGAAUGGGCUUUUUUGAGUGGAAUUUGUCGCCACAUUGCAGGUGGUGAGGCUGAGACUGCCGAACAAUUUUGGUAA
Messenger RNA from Racocetra fulgida, 1887 nucleotides. Lineage: Eukaryota; Fungi; Glomeromycota; Glomeromycetes; Diversisporales; Gigasporaceae. The record is from the annotation of a GenBank genome assembly.